AUAAGGAGAUCAAAGACGUGGAACUUGUAGUUCUUCUGCUGGCUUCUGCCGAGAAGGUUAGCAACAAACAAUUUGAUCAGGCAGGCAGAGUCCUCGAAAUGUGUGAUUUCUCGAGUUCAAAUAAUGGAAGUUCAGUUCAGAGCAUGGUACACUAUUACACUAAAGCUCUUCAUCAGAAGAUUGAUCGAGAAACCGGAGCUAACACAUCAAAGAUAAGGAAAAGCGAAAAAACAGAGCUGUUACCAUCAAAUGAGAAUCCAUUUUGUUUGAAACCCACUUCAACAAAAUGUUACGAAAUGCUCCCAAUUGCUCAAGUUAGUGUGUUUGCAGGAAUUCAAGCAAUUGUAGAACAUGUGGCCUCUGCAAGAAAGGUUCAUUGCAUUGACCUUGCAAUUAGAAAGGAGGGCCAAUGAACAGCCUUAAUGCAAGCUCUUUCCAUUCGGAAAGUUCCAUUGGAGCUUCUUAAAGUGACUGCCGUAGGGACAAUAGAGGAAAAGAAAAUUG
Rubroshorea leprosula is the source of this 504-nucleotide messenger RNA. NCBI's taxonomy places the organism in Eukaryota, Viridiplantae, Streptophyta, Magnoliopsida, Malvales, Dipterocarpaceae. The record is from the annotation of a GenBank genome assembly.